GCCGGGUCCUCCCCCUGUCCGGUUGUUAUGGAGAAGCUUUUCCCCCGCGGCGCGCAGACACCCCGCAGCCGACCGGGACUCAGCCAGGGCCGGGGAAGAGCUCCCGAAUUCACCGCACCGCCAGCUUCCCACAGGUUCCUGGCUUCAAAUUAAAGGAGGAUCUCACCAGCGAUGGAAUUCCCAACUUCAGCUGCUCAGCAUUUCCUGAGCACAGCAGUUAUAAGGCCAGAGUCACAGGAUGAACAUGCUGAUCUUCAGUGUCUCUCUUUAGUGGGCUGAUUUGAUUAAUUACCCUUCAAAUAUGAUUUUCUCCUGCUGGGAUCUUUUGGGAGGAUAUGUCUGAGAGACAUUGAGAGUGCAUCAAUUUCACUGGAACAGAGUAUUAGUCCAUCACAUGCAGUGGAUGGAUCCAGUAUGGAAUCAGUUGAAUGAAUGGAUUCCGGGUUCUUUGGGAUUGUUUUUCAACUGUGAUUGAAGGAUACUCGUUAUUAAAAACUUUUCAUUUUGAAUAAAAGUGUGUGAUCAUGAAGAUGAGAGAGAGAGACUUUCUCACAACCCUUCAAAUCCUUCAGAGGUUCACUGAGACCUGGAUAUCAGUGAAUGGUUUGUGAAACCCUUAAUCCAGCUGGGCCUAAUGCAUAGGCAGGCUUUGUCCUCCGUGCACCUUCUUCCUCACUUCAUAACCUUACCUAAUUUACUGUGGGCUGUUUGGUGGAUUUUAAGUAGUCAGGAUGUCUUUUUGCUGAACCUCUGGACCUGGAUCAUCACUAGCUGCCUGAAAUUGCCUCAAUUCUAAACUGCCUACUGUGACAGACCAGUUCAACCAAGGAAUGUCUUCCUUAACCUAAAUAGACUCCUCAAAAUAGAAGCUGUAUAGGUGUGGGGAGCCAGCGUGGAGGUGGAGGAGUGGUGAUUUUGGGAAAUGGCGGAGCAUGCAGAGCUGCUAUCAGAAAUGACAACUGUUGGGCGACUCUCUGCCACAGAGCGUCUGAAGCAUGCUCAGAAGCGCCGGGCACAGCAGCUCAAAGGCUGGGCUCAGAUGGAGAAGGAGAACGCUCGAUCAGGAAAGGCUGUUCAGAAGACAGACAGGGAGAAAAAGAGCAAGAAGGAAGGUGCAAGGAAGGUGGCCUUUCCCAACAACAUCACCCUGCUGGAGGCUGCAGCCAGGAAUGACGUAGAUGAAGUGAGGGAGCUGCUGAACAGCGGGGUCAGUCCGGAUCUGUUUAACGAAGACGGGCUUACGGCGUUACACCAGUGUUGUAUAGAUGACUUUGUGGACGUGGUGCGCUGUCUGCUGGAUGCAGGGGCGAGUGUUAAUGCGUGCGAUAGUGAGCUCUGGACACCUUUACAUGCAGCAGCUACCUGCGGACACACCGGCCUCGUCCAGCUGCUCGUACAGGCCGGUGCAGACCUGUUAGCGGUAAACGCAGACGGAAACAUGCCAUAUGAUCUGUGUGAGGACGAGGCCACACUGGAGCUGAUAGAGGUGGUGAUGGCAGAGCAGGGCAUCACUCAGGAACGCAUUGAUGAGUGUCGAGGAGUAAAGGAGAGAGCGAUGCUGGCAGAUAUUCAGGGAAUGAUCGAGAACAGAGCUGACUUGAACGCAGCAGAUGAACAAGGAGCUACUCUGCUGCACGUUGCGGCUGCUAACGGUUAUCUGUCAGUGGGGGAGCUGCUGCUGGAGCAGAGGGUGCGUGUGGAGGAGAAGGACAGCGAUGGCUGGACUCCACUUCAUGCUGCUGCCUGCUGGGGACAGCUGCACAUGGUAGAGCUGCUCGUGGCUCAUGGGGCUAAUCUUAAUGCCAAAUCUGCCCUAGAAGAAACUCCUCUGGAUGUGUGUGCGGACGAGGAGGUGAGGGCCAAGAUGUUGGAGCUGAAACACAAACACGACGCCAUCAUGAAGAGUCAGGAUAGACAUAAAGGCACACUGCAGAGACGAGCGUCCAGCGCCAGCAGCAGAGGUAAGGUGGUGAGGCGAACGAGUGUGAAUGAGCGGAGUAAUAUGUACAGAAGGGAGCACCAUAAGGAAGCGAUGGUGUGGCAGGAGAGAGGAGGCCAGCCUGAACCAGCAGACGAUGAUGAGGACAGACAGACGGAUGCUGAACUGAAACAGCACGCUGCCAUGGUGGCAGGCUCCAGCGCUGGCUCCAGUGCUGUUCCGCAGCCAAUCGAUGGUGGAGAAUCCAGCAAUGCGGUCCCCACUCUGGGCAACGGCAGCACCAGCUCUUUCUCCACAUCCGUUGUGCCGGGGGAACUACGGAGCGGGGGCAGAAUGGACCGCAGUGCAUCCUACCAGCUGACCCCCAGUGCGGUGGAAGGGGGUGACUGUGCAGACAGCAUGACCCGAGAGAAAUCCCACCACACACUGGCCGAACUGAAGCGGCAGAGAGCUGCUGCAAAGCUCCAGAAACGGCCGGCCCCCGCACCUCCACUGUCUGUCCAAGAGGAACCCGCACUGCCUCAGUCUGGCUACCAGGGGGAGCCCUCUGCAUCUGAACAGGAGAACACACAGAACGCUGUAUAUUACACUCCAGCCAGCGGAGACCCACCACUGUUAAAGCUCAUAGCACCUGAAGAGGAGACACCCACCACCAAGGAGCCCUGCUGUGGACUAAUGUAGUGCACACACACACACACACAUACAUAAACAUUAUUGUUAUUCCUGUCCUGCACAUUUUAGUAUUUUCCCUGCUCUAACACACAUGGAUGCUAUUUCCCCAAAGAGACUACUACUAUUAAUUUAUUAUUAUAAAAAUAGUGAUCAUUAUUUAUAAUUAUAUGAAAUAUAUAAAUUAUAUAUGUAUAUUUUUUUAAAUACCAUCCUCCCAGUCAUUUUUACACUAUUGUGGUGUGAUAAUUACUUUUUGGGCUAAAAACAAAAAAGAAAUCCUUUUUUUGGCAACAAGUAUGUUAACAAUCAAGCGAAAUAAGCAAUCAAGUAUGGAACUAAACAGAGUAAACCAAAGUGAUAUGUGUAUAUGUGUGUAGAUACAGUAUAUAGUAUACACAGCUCUGGAAAAAUUAAGAGACCACCUAAGUUUCUAGAUCAGUUUCUCUGAUUUUGCUUUUUUUAGGUAUAUGUUUGAUUAAAAUGAACAUUUAUUCUAUAAACUUUGGACAACAUUUCUCCCAAAUUCCAAAUAAAAAUAUUCAUUUAUCUGCAUAAAAUUAGAAAUGGCUGAAAUAACAAAAAAAUGCCGAGCUUUCAGACCUCAAAUAAUGCAAAGAAAACAAGUUCACAUUCAUAAAGUUUUAAGAAAUUCAAAAAUCAAUAUUUGGUGGAACCCUGUUUUUUAAUCACAGUCUCCUCCACCAGUCUUACACACUGCUUUUGGAUAAUUUUAUGCCUCUCCUGGUGCAAAUGUUCAAGCAGUUCAGCUUGGUUUGAUGGCUUGUGAUCAUCCAUCUUCCUCUUGAUUAUAUACCAGAGGUUUUCAAUUUGGUAAAAUUAUUAUUUCUCCAGAGCUGUCUGUGUGUAGACACAGUGUAUAGAAGAAAAACUUGCAUUAAUAAAAAAAAUCCUUAAAUGAUCUAUUUGAUCAAAAAAAGCGUUACUCAAAUCAUUAUUUUCCAAAUUGCUCCAGCUCUGAAAUACACUCCGUAUGCUAUAGCAGGGAAAUACACUAUAUGAGCCACUGUCACAGCUGCAGAUACAGCACAACCAGCAGCACUCCAUUUGUGCGCACACAUAAAAACACACACACACACAUAUAAAAAACACACAUGAAGACCUUCUAAUAGACCUUCUCAGUUUCAGUGGCUUCAUUUAAAAAAGCUCAAAGAGCAGACUUAAUUAAAGACGACAUUUCAGCAAAAAACAAAAAAACUAGCAAACAAGCAUUUCUGUUUUAUUUCUAUCUGGUGUUUUUUUUUAUCCCCAAUCUUCCUUUUGAGUUCCUGAGUUUUGUCUGUUGCUGUAAUGAAACAUUUUGUUUAGUUUUCUUUCUGCUGACUUAAGAUAACUUGUGUUUGUUUGUAAUUAUUCAUUUCUGAUUUAUGUGUAAUUAUUGAUAAUCAUGACACAAAAACAUUUCUGGCAGAUAAGAGGGAGAAGACUGGACUUGCACUUUAACAGAUUUCAGUCAUUUUAUUCUUUUGAGCUACAGUAGUGGUCACAGGCAUUUGCAUCCUGACAUAAAGUCUGACUAAAUUAUUGUUAUAAUUAUUAUUACUAUUUUUAUUCACCUGGCUGUGAGGACUAAUUACAUCUUGAGCCAAAAGAUUAAGUGCUGGUUUCCUGUGAUUUAGAAGGAAAUAAUAGAACUGUAUGCUUGUCAGAUUUGAAAACUGUCCACAUUCCUCAGCCAUUUAAUUUCAGGUUUAAUUUAAUAGGUUAACUAAAUUAAGUAAAGCUUAUUUACAGUAAGUGUAUUAACUGCUGCUGCUCCAGCAGUGCUAGCCGGGGUUAGCAGCAGGCUACAGGUUGAUAAUACUCACCUCUGAAUGGCCAAAGAGCUAGCGCUUAACGUGGUUAGUGGGUACUGCUAAUGCUGCUCCAACAGUGCUAGCCAGGGUUAGCAGAAGGCUACAGGCCGAUAAUACUUACAUCUGAACGUCGAAAGAGCUAGCGGUAAGCACGUUUGCAGAUAAUGCUAAUGCUGCUCCAUUAGUGAUAGCCGGGUUUAGCAGCAGGCUACAGACUGAUAAUACUAAAGAGCUAGUGCUCAGAACACAUUGCUAAUUUCGCUCCAGUCUUGCAGCUGGAGAACUAAAGUGAAACUCCUAAUAAUAAAUUCCAAAUAACUCUGUACUUCAGUGGAGUGGUUUUACUGCUCCUUACAACCUGACUGGUAGAAUUUAUACAUAAGCUGCACUGGAUUAAAAGGCUUACUUUAAUUUUUGGGUAAAUUAACCCUCCUGUCGUGUUCACCUCCUAACCCUUACUUUAGUGUUCCCGGUCAAAUUUGACCAGUCAGUUUUAACUGCUCUUAAAUUAACACAGAAACAAUUUUUUUUACCACCAAAUUUUUAUACAACAUUUUUUUAGCUGUGAACAAUGUCUCAAAGCAGUGUUUAACCUGAAUUUAUAGAAUUACACAUGAUAACUGCAGUGAAAGUACCCAAACACACGCUUCCCCUCCAGGUUUGUCAUCUCCUGUAUAAUUCCCUCAAUGAACUCUGGUGAAAAGGGUUGGAAGCUGAACUUGAUGUCAUCCACAUGAGAUGAGUGUGAGUGUGUGAGUGUGUGAGUGUGUGAGUGUGUGAGUGUGUGAGUGUGUGAGUGUGUGAGUGAGUUGGGGUGGUGUGUACAGGGAUGUUUUCUGUCUGAUGAAUGAAUAUAUUCUGGAUACCCAUUCAUUUCCUAUGCCGGUAAUUUUUGACCGGGAACACCACAGGUGUAACAAGGUUGAAUAAAACCCUCAAAAUUCAAUGAAAGAGGUGAUCAUCACUUUUAUGUGUUCAAAUGCAUGGCGUGGAGGAUAUCAUAAGGCCUUGAGGCAAUCCGAUGUAAAACACAUUAUUUAUGAGUGUUUUAAGUUGUAAAUCGGUCAGAUUUGACCCGAACACGACAGGAGGGUUAAAGGGUUUUAUGUGCUCAUUAUAGUACGAAAAAUACGAUGAUGGACCUGAGUGUAUAUAGUAAAAAGUACAAAAUACCCAGUGAAAGAGUUCUAAGAGUUCUAAUGAUUGUUAAAUAAUCACUUUUUGUGUCCUUUAUACCUGAAUGCUGUACUAGUUUACAGUGGUAUUGGUGAGGCCUGUUUAGUGAGGUGAGGCUACUGUACUGUCUCUUGGAUUUGGAGGAUUAUUUAUGUUUAUCUUAUUUAUUUCUGUCACUGAAAGCACUGGAUCUACACCCGCAUAAUCUGCUUUGGUUUGAUAAGUAAGAAAUCGCAUCCCAUUCAAUGCUUUCUAUUCUAAAUCAACCUUUCACUUCCAAUUUUGUGUCAUAUUUGUGACCGUGAACAGUGAAUGAUCGUUUGCGUAAGCAUACCAUGAAAUGCCUAUAUUUUGAUAGGGUUUCUCAUUUCUAGACUGUUCAAUUUCUUCCUGAUUAUUAAGAUUUAUAUGGAAAGCUGUUUUGGAUGACCGAUAAAUGUGCUCGUUUAUUUAGUUUUACAUUUCAGUUUGGAGAUACUGUAAUUUAAGCAGAAUUUAUUGUCUUAAUUAUUGAUAAAAGUGUCUUUCAUCUAUUUAUGUUGUGGGAUUUCAAUCAAAGAGAUGAAUAUAUGAAUAGUAAGUAUUUAUAAAUUGAGAUUUUAUGUACAACACACUGUCAUGAACGUUUAAAAAAAAAUUCUGAAUGAAGAACAUGUUUUCCUUUAUUAUUUUCAUAUUAUUGCAUUUUAUUCAUUUCUCUUUGUCAGUUAUUUUGCCCUUUUGUUUUGACCUGGUUCUCUUGUGUUGCUGUCUGUAGAAAUAGAUUGAAUGUUUUGAUUUUUGUACUGCAACUGAAUUUUCUUUUUUUAAAGACUUAAAAAAAGACUUUGAGGAGAGCUUGUGUUCACAUUCAAGAUUUUCCAUCCAGUUUUAGAUGUAAAGAUGUAAAUUUUUUCCCUGCUUUCCCUUCUUACUUAUUGCUCAGCUGGGCUCCACCCACUGACAAAUAAAUGGGACCCAGCAGCUGAUUUUGGUUCUUGAAAUCUAAAAAAAAAAAAGAAAAAGAAAAAAUGGCAUCAGAUUUCUCAGAAUCGGUUUGUGGCUUUAGUCUUAUUUUUAAAAUAUUUUUUAAUCAGACCAUUUUCUUAAAAUAUCAUUUUUCUCCUGGUGUAAUAAACUCACAUGUAGGCAGAUGAAAAGAUCAAAUACGAGUUGUGGUGCUCUGGUUUUGCUAAGAUUGGGAGGUUUGUGAAAAUGAAGUUAAAAUGAGUGUGUGAUUUCCAGUGUUGAGUAGUCAAUACAUUACAGUACAUUACAUAACCAUGUGUAUAUUAUUCCACUGGGAGCCUCAUGGUGUAUUUUUCUAUUCACCACCCUGACUGUCUGGAUCAUGAAGUUAGAGCUUAUUUAAAUAUUUUGAAAUAAAUAUUAUAUAUGAUGA
Astyanax mexicanus (Mexican tetra) is the source of this 6982-nucleotide messenger RNA. It is a transcript of the gene ppp1r16a, whose product is annotated as protein phosphatase 1, regulatory subunit 16A. The record is from RefSeq and is a predicted model, not a curated record. The transcript is spliced from 11 exons. NCBI's taxonomy places the organism in Eukaryota, Metazoa, Chordata, Actinopteri, Characiformes, Acestrorhamphidae. Gene Ontology annotation, molecular function: enzyme inhibitor activity; phosphatase regulator activity; protein binding. Gene Ontology annotation, cellular component: cytoplasm. Bases 923 to 2620 code for a protein of 565 amino acids.